This is a messenger RNA of Rosa chinensis, 2011 nucleotides long. RefSeq lists its product as uncharacterized. Gene Ontology annotation, biological process: CAAX-box protein processing. The coding region runs from base 146 to 1048 and encodes 300 amino acids. The record is from RefSeq and is a predicted model, not a curated record. Gene Ontology annotation, molecular function: metalloendopeptidase activity. Gene Ontology annotation, cellular component: membrane. NCBI's taxonomy places the organism in Eukaryota, Viridiplantae, Streptophyta, Magnoliopsida, Rosales, Rosaceae. The transcript is spliced from 10 exons.
UAUCAUAAAUCCCGAAACUACCCGUUCAACUAGAACCCUGCAUCGGUUUUGACUUUUGACAGAUGAGUGAUCUAUCAUCAUCUAAUUUUUCUGGAAAAUGGACUAACUGGGUUUCAGCAGGCAUCAAAGAGCAUCCAUUAAACAAAUGGGUUGGCUUACAGUAAACAAUGCAUCUACAACCUCAUUGAAUUGGGGGAACUCUAUCUUCACUUGUGGGAAGUGUAUUGGCCUCUAUGAUGUGCAAAAGUGUUUGCCAGCCAAAUCAUGCAGUGGAGUUGCAUUUAGCCCAAGAGCUUUUGCAAGCCGGAAUUCGCUGAAGAAGUUGAGAAGGGAGAGACUAGCAAGCGAAAGGGUAGCCGAUAAAACUACUGCUAGUUCUGAAAAUGUUCAAAAUGACAACAAGGUGGAGCUUUCUGAUGAUUCAGCUGCAGAGAAAGGGGUUAAUAUCCCUUCCAGAGGUGCUGUGCUUCAGGCUUGCACUGUUACUUCCGGGUUGAUAGCUGCUUUGGGUAUACUAAUUCGACAGGCAUCUCAUGUUGCAUCGGUUGAAGGAUUACCAGUCCUUGACUGCUCAUUGGAAGUAUCAUUUGAUUUUGAGGUGUGGCAUCUUCAGUUGAUUGCCGGAUUGGUUAUUUUGAUAUCAUCAUCCCGAUAUAUAUUACUGAAGACAUGGCCAGAAUUUGCAGAGUCUAGCAAUGCAGCCAAUCAACAGGUCCUUACUUCACUUCAACCUUUGGAUUUCAUAAUCGUUGCAUUUUUACCUGGGGUCAGCGAGGAACUUCUUUUCCGGGGUGCGCUGCAGCCUCUUUUUGGAUCCAAUUUGAGUAGUGCAGUGGUGGUUGCCCUCGUCUUUGGUGUUCUACACCUGGGCAGUGGCCGAAAGUAUUCCUUUGCAGUCUGGGCAAGUUUGGUUGGGUUUGUGUAUGGUUACGCAGCCAUUGCAUCUUCUAGCCUUGUUGUGCCAAUGGUUUCUCAUGCAGUGAACAAUUUGGUGGGAGGGAUUUUAUGGCAAUACAGUUCAGAUUCAUCAGGAGAGAUAUCAGAUUAAACUAGAAGUAAAUGCUGUUAGCUAGAAUAGGGAAAGAUUAAAAUGAUACACGUACAAAAUUCAAGAUGAAAUGAACUUGUCUGCCCUUUUAAAGUUUUAAUAUGAAUGCACUAAUGGCAUUUCUUUUUCUGUUCAAAGGUGUCGAUUUGAUUCGAUAUCAUCAAGAUGUAAUUCAUCCCAUUGAAUUUACAAAUGUGAUAAUUUGUCAUUAAAUUUCAAGGUGCUAUAAAUAGAGGAGAAAAAUGCUUUCUUGCAAAGCAGUGUGCAAAUUAACCUUAAGCACUAGUAUCUUAUAGUUAGCUGAAAGAGAAUCAACAAGAUGAUGAAGUCAUCAUUGGCAAUCAUGUUUCAGUUGUUCUCUGUCGUUCUGAUGGCUAACAUGGGCCAAAUGAAAUUAGUAGAAGCCAGCGGUAACAGGAUGCUUUCGCAAGCUGCUGAUCAGAACGGCAUUGUUCUUCCUUGCCCGCCCGGCUGUCCGCACAAUCAUACUCAUCCUAAUUGCUGCGACUGUGAUACGACCAAAGGUUCCUGCAACGAGUGUUGCAAAACCAGCACUCCAUUGAUUGUAAGGCGCAACAAACGUCCUUUAUUCCCAGAUGCUGAUCAGAACGGCAUUGUUCUUCCUUGCCCGCCCGGCUGUCCGCACAAUCAUACUCAUCCUGAUUGCUGCGACUGUGAUUUCACCAAAGGUUCCUGCAAGAGGUGUUGCUAAAUUUAAUUCCCUUGAAUUAAUCCUAGCUGCUGUUGCAAUUACGCUUCCCCAAUUAUCAAAGUGCCUAGCUUGUUCUGCUCAGCUCCAAUAGUCAAGUCUGGCCGCUUGUUUGCUAAAUUUGGGUUUCGUUUUGUUUAUGCCUUGUGCCCUCUAAUGGACCACAAUAAACUACUAUCAUCAUUAUGUUGUUUUUGUUAUGAACAAAUAAUCUCUACAUCUACAAGCAAUUUGCAGAUUAAUUUCUCAUCAAA